This is a messenger RNA of Camelina sativa (false flax), 888 nucleotides long. The record is from RefSeq and is a predicted model, not a curated record. Lineage: Eukaryota; Viridiplantae; Streptophyta; Magnoliopsida; Brassicales; Brassicaceae.
CCUAACUUAUUUGUGUUAUAUCAUCAAUCCUUGCUUGCUGAAGAAGAUAUGCUGUCCGAUCUUCCAAGGGAUGUGGCAGAGGAUGUGCUCAAUAGGCUUCCAAUUACAUCUAUUAGAGCAGUGCGAUUUGUAUGCAAAAAUUGGAACGCUUUAUCCAAAGAUGAGAGUUUUACAAAGAAGCAUCUUGCUCAGGCCAAAGCAGAACCAGGAGCAAGGGAGUUUAUGGCGGUAAUAGUGAUUAAUUAUCGGGUUUAUUUGAUGAGUGUCAACCUCCAUGGAAUCCACAACAACGUUGACCCUUCAAUAAAUCAUCUAGGUAAACUCGUUAGCCUAACCGAUUCAGAUUUACUCGAUAUAUCUGUAGUCUAUCACUGCGAUGGUUUAUUGUUAUGCAUCACGGAAGACGGCACUAGGUUUGUUGUUUGGAAUCCUUACUGCGGCCAAACCCUGUGGUACGAGCCAAUAAGCAGAAGAAAUUGGGGAAAUUAUGCUAUAGGAUACGAGAAUAGCAAAUCAUGCCACAGCUACAAAGUUUUGGUAUUUAGUGAAUCUUGUGGAUACGUUCGGUAUGAAUUGUACUACAUCAACUCUAAAUCACCUAGUCACAUGACUAUCCCGAUUACUAUCUUUGCAGACUGGGAUAUAGAGUUUUAUGCACGUGGCGUGUCUCUCAAGGGAAACACUUAUUGGUUUGCUCAAGAAUAUUGUGUAGGAGACGACGGAACAGAAAAAGGGUACCAAGCUAUUUUAAUCGCUUUUGAUUUUACAAAAGAGACAUUUGGACCGCGUCUAAGUCUACCGUUUCACUCAAUUAUGGAAGAUACUGUGACUCUAUCUAGUGUUAGAGAUGAGCAACUUGCAGUGUUAUUUCAGGAAGAGGACAUUUAG